AUGUCUACUAAAAGUAGUCAGUCAUCAGGAGAGUCAUCACCUCUCCUUCCCACCACUUUCCAACAACCCACACAGAUCUUCUCUUCAGAGGAAGAGUAUACCAAGGGGGAGGAGAAGAGUUCAAAGGAAGACUCUCCAUUUCUUGAAGAAAAUAAGUAUCUGGAAGAGAAUGAGUAUCUGGAGAAGAAUGAGUAUCUGGAGAAGAAUGAGUAUCUGGAGAAGGAAAAGCAUCCACAGGAAGAUGACUAUCUGGAGAAGGAAAAGCAUCAGAAAGGAAAGAAGGAUCUGAAUGAACGGGAGUCUCAGAAGGGGAAAAAGCAUCUACAGAAGGAAAAAAAUUAUUGGUAUGAAGAAAGCUAUCUAGAAAAGGGUGAGUAUCUGGAGGAGGUUCUCCCAAAAAGCCCAGCUGAUGCCGUCUCUCAGGUGAACACCCUCCUCACCGUCAUUCCUCCCACCUUUGAACAUGCCAGGAAGUCUUCUCACUCUGCCAAGAAGACUUUUAAAGCCUUCAAGGAGAAUGCUAGAGGAUCUCUGCCCUGGCAAGACCAGGGCACGCAGACAGACGGCGCCUAUGAGACUCAGGGAUCAGAAGCUUACGAGGAUGCUGAGACAACAGAUACUGACACUCUCGUGAUAGGCAGCUAUACAGCGAGGCUAAGCAGUAUGUCUCCAAGCCCUUUCGUCAGCAGCAGAUGGGAACAGCUUUUUAAGAGCUCCUAUCACACAGUAUUUAAGACUGUGCUCAAAGAUCAGGCUGCUCACAGUGAACUGGAAGAGGAUACUGACAUUCCCCUGACUGGCCAACUGGAAAGUGAAACCAGAAGGAAACUGAGAAUUCUGUUGAAGACAAACAUUGAAAAGUACAAGGAAGUAAUUCACUGGAUUAUGGAGAAACGUGGAACCAUAUUCAGAGAUUCAGAUAUGGUUACUCGCACAUUUAAUUUAUUGAGCCAAACUCAGAAGCCCACGACAGAAGGAAAAAAACCUCAUAGUACUCGUCGUAAAAAGAAAUUAGAUACAGAAAUAGAUACAGAGUGGAUGAAGAGCAGCAUUGAGGUGUUUGAAGAUGUAAAAGUAAUUCUCUACCCCAAUGAGAAUAUCUUCCGAAUUCUCUUUUCUGAUCAAUCAGGCCAGAUAUAUUACCCAUCGGGAAACCUGGCUGUGCUCUCCUUCUGUACGCAAGAGAGCCAGUUCACAUAUAUCAUUUUGGAAGACAGUAAAGAAGGGUGUGUUCGAGCCCUUAUCAACAACACUGGCCAUGCCACCAUCUAUGAUGAAUACAGAGAAAUCUGGUUGAGCCUGAGCCAAAACCUGGGCUACUACUUUGACAAAGACAAACCCCAGAAGGCCUGGAACUGGUGGAACCUGAACCUGCACGUCCACGCGCCCCCUGUCCGGUCUAUCUCCUUAAACAUCAACCAGUAUAUCAAGGUACAAGUCAAGAGCCAAAAUGAGAUCAUCUUCGGCUUCAUCCACCAAACAAACCGCAUUUCCUUAAACCUGGGCACCAAGUACAAGUUCAUCAACCCGGAGAGGCUGAAAGAAAUGAAGGUGAAAGCAAUCCUGGAGGUGGACUUUGGUUCAACAGCUCGGAAGAUUCAGGUCCUUCUGGGCAAAAUGAGUAGGCUCCUACAUUUCCUGACCAUGUGUGAUUUGGAAAACUUCAUAGAGAGCGCCAUGGACUUGCUGCGGGACAGCAGUCGGAAAAGGAAGAAGUUUUAG
This is a messenger RNA of Myotis daubentonii (Daubenton's bat), 1722 nucleotides long. RefSeq names its product glutamate rich 6B (gene ERICH6B). The record is from RefSeq and is a predicted model, not a curated record. NCBI's taxonomy places the organism in Eukaryota, Metazoa, Chordata, Mammalia, Chiroptera, Vespertilionidae.